AUGAAGCGAGCCGACUAUGACUUGUACCGCAAGAAAAACGCCACCCCGGAAAGUUUCAAACUCGACCUCGUUCUCAACAAGGCCCUCAGAUUCUCCAGUUACUCCGACGAGGGCCGCGGAUUCUUCAAAGUCUACGGCGACGUUUUCGAAAAGAUAUACGCCAAUGAAGUUGCUUUCCAAGAGUUGAAGCUGCCGCCGGAUUCGGUGGUGAAGCCGCCGGAGAUAGGGGACGAGCACGGGUCUUAUCUGGUAGUGGCGCAGUUCUAUAACUACUGGCUCAACUUUGUGACCAUAAUGGACUUCAGAUGGGUGGAUCCGCACGACAAGUACGACUUGGCGGCGGCACAGACGAAGAAGGGACUGGGGAUAAUGACGCGGAAGAACAUGAAGGCGAGGAAGAAGGCGAAGAGGGUGGAGGAGAUGGAAGAGGAGAAGGAGAGGAGGACGAAGGUGAAGAAGGAGAAGAUGGAGAGGGCUUUGGAGUAUGAAGAGCCGGAGUGGACAAGGCCGGUGGAGAGGAAGAGGAAGUAUGGUGUGGAGGAGAAGGAGGAGGAAAAGGAGAGGGAGGAGUGGGAGUGCGUGGUGUGUAGGAAGGAGUUCAAGAGCGAGAAGCAGUGCUUGAAUCACCAGAUGUCGAAGAGGAGGAGGAGUGUGAAGAGUACUAGAGCCAAUGAAGUACAUAUUGACAAGCCGGAAUCGAAAUCGGAUUCUGGUGCAGAUUUUUCAUGCGUCGACAACGGGAGUGAAGAUCGGAAGAGAAAGAAGGGAAGGAAGAAAGAGAAGAGGAGUGAAAGGAAUAGCAAAAGAAAUGGUGAGAGUGAGGAUUCUGGUAUAAAGAAUUCCAAGUCUGGUGGUAGGAUAAAGUAUGGAGGGAAGAAGAGUAGAGCUGAUAUUUGCAAAAAACAUUAA
Messenger RNA from Argentina anserina (silverweed cinquefoil), 909 nucleotides. Its product is annotated as DNAJ protein JJJ1 homolog. Bases 1 to 909 code for a protein of 302 amino acids. The transcript has a single exon. Lineage: Eukaryota; Viridiplantae; Streptophyta; Magnoliopsida; Rosales; Rosaceae. The record is from RefSeq and is a predicted model, not a curated record.